Messenger RNA from Eublepharis macularius, 3238 nucleotides. Its product is annotated as TLC domain-containing protein 4-B-like. Bases 90 to 854 code for a protein of 254 amino acids. The transcript has 7 exons. NCBI's taxonomy places the organism in Eukaryota, Metazoa, Chordata, Lepidosauria, Squamata, Eublepharidae. Gene Ontology annotation, biological process: lipid homeostasis. The record is from RefSeq and is a predicted model, not a curated record. Gene Ontology annotation, cellular component: endoplasmic reticulum; membrane.
GCCGAGCCGAGCCGAGCCGCGUCUGGCCGGCAGAAGCAGCAGCGGCGGCGUCGGGCUGCUCUGGGGCGAGGAGGUGCUUCUGAGGUUCCAUGGAGGAUUCCACCCGCGUGGGCUACUGCGUGGUGGCCAGCAGCUUCGUGGCCUUCCAGUUCUUCUUCUCGGCUCCCAGCCCCCAGCUGUCCUUGUCGCUCUGCCCCAGCUACUGUACCCUCCCCUCUGUCAAACGGAAUGAAUGGAAUUCCAGAUGUGUGUCCACACUGCACGCCAUGGUGGUCGGCCUCUUCUGCCUCUACAUCCUGUGGUAUGAUGAUGCCGUAAAUGCCAACCCCAUCUGGGGAGAUCCCGGCCUGGUCAAGCUGAAUGUAGCCAUCACCUGUGGUUACCUGCUAUAUGAUCUAUUGCUGCUAAUUCGUUACUGGAAGACGCUGGGAGAUUCUCUUUUUGUUUGUCACCACUUGGCGGCGUUGUACGCUUAUGGAUACGUGUUGAGCCGUGGGGUGCUGCCCUAUUUCGCUAACUUCCGGCUCCUAUCAGAGCUAUCCACGCCCUUCGUGAACCUCCGCUGGUUCCUGGAUGCGGCUGGCUGGCCCCGUUCUUCCUGGCUGGUCUUGGCGAAUGGCCUGGCCAUGACCGUGGUAUUCUUUGCAGUCCGCAUUGCCGUCAUCCCCAGCUACUAUGCACAUGUGUUCUCCUGGUAUGGCAGUCCUGAAUAUAAGCGCCUGGGCCUGAGCGUGCAGGUGGCUUGGAUCGGGUCCAGCCUGGCUCUGGAAGUGCUCAACGUGAUUUGGAUGUAUCGCAUCGCCCGUGGUUUCUACCGUGCUCUCUGUCACUCCAAGGCCCACAAGACAGCAUGAGGACACGGCAGCUGCAGCGUGUGUCUGGCGAUGCACAGCAAAGCUGGAGACCAUUUUUGAACGACUUCCAAACUCAUAGGAAACACCUUCAGCUCCAUACAACUGGGGCAUUUGGUUUUCUGUUUAUCAGAAGGAGAUCUUUGCCAACCUGACCAGUACGGGCUGCUGUCCAUGGCGUCUGUCCAUGUUCCACACCUGAGUCUGCAUAAUCUUCAAGGUGAGAGUGCCUAAGAAUAGAGCUAGAGCUAGCACUGCCUAGUGGCUAUGGCUCAGCCAGGGCAUUUGUAAAGGAACUCUGUGGAGCCAGGAGGCUUGCACUCACAAGACAGGAACUUGUCUGGCCUCAGCAGGAAAUCCAUCAUUUGGGAUGGAGUUUCCAUUGCCCACUGGUUAUUGGGAGGGGAAGGGGAUGCCUUUGGGAAGCCACGUGCCUUAGGGUCUCAUUUUGCCCAGAGUAUUCUAGGAGUGUAUUGGAAGGCGGAGGCUGACGGGCUUGUGGCCUGGAGGCACGGAACAGACCGUGGCUGGUUCCACAAGAGCCUUUUAGUCUGAAAUUGCAUCCGCUUCUUCACUCAGGUUUUUACUGACAAUCCAGAUCCUGUGAUAGUCAACCCAUUCCCUCUCCCCCUUUUUUCAGACCAGAUUCGUGGCCUUUUUUGUUACUUAAAAUGAGAUCACAGUGCUUGGCUGUUCCACGUAGAAGGCCAAAGCACCAUUCAGGCUGCUGUCCUUUUCACCUUUUAUCUCCCCAUUCUGCCCUCAAGUCAUAGCUCACUUAUGGCGCCCCCCCCCCCGGUGGUGUUUUCAUGGCAGGAGACUAACAGAGGUGGUUUGCCAUUGCCUGCCUCUGCAACCCUGGUCUUCCUUGGAGGUCUCCCCUCCAAUUACUAACCGAGGCCGACCCUGCUUAGCUUCUGAGACCUGACAAAAUCAGGCUCAGCUGGGAUAUCCAGGUCAGGACAUCUCCCCAUUCUAACCCAGAUUAAUUCCUGCUCCCUGCUAGCUGACCCUUUCCCUCACAAUACUCAUGAAUAAAUGGUUGACUGUAGGGGAAAGGGCAUAAAUAUACUUCCUUAAGCAACUUUUGACAAGCCAACUCACAGAUCUUUUCUCCUCCUAUUGUUAUUUUGUAAUUGUGAUAUCAGGAGAAUAUUUUUUUAAAAUAUGAUUUUGGCUUGCUAUGAAGUUUUUUUUUUUAAAAAAAACCUUAAAUUUACUCUCUCCCCCACCCCCCACAAGUACUAAUAAGCCUGGGAGGAGUGGAGUGGAGAAUGCCCUCAAGUCAUAGCUGACCGACGGUGACCCCUGGAACGGUUUUCAUGGCAAGAGAUUAACAGAGGUGGUUUGCCAUUGCCUGCCUCUGCCUGGUCUUCGCUGGAGGUCUCCCAUUCAAUUACUAACCAAGGCCCACCCUGUUUAGCUUCUGAGAUCUGACGAGACCUGGGCUAUCCAAGUGAGGGCAAGCCUGGGAGACAACAGGCUAAAUUAUGCUAAAAUCAAAGAGCUGAAAGAAAAAAUGGAAGGAGACAAAACCUUUGCUGAAUGAAUUUUACUUUUGAUUAGACACACAGAAAGAUUGGAGGCAGGCAUUGCCUGAUUUUUAAGGGGAAUCCAUUAGUAUAUUGUGGGGACUCUAAUACACAGUUAAUCUUGUUAUUGGCCGUCUGUGCCCAAGUUGUCCACUAUAUGAGACAGGAUGAUCUGGUCUGAUCUGGCAGGGCUCUUUUGAAGUUCUUCAAAGCUUCAAAGAGAGUUUGAAUGGCGUUGGCUUGGUUCUUUGCUCUAACGCAGUCCUACUUGGUCCCCCAACCUUGCCAAGCUUGAUGGCGCUUUCAGAGCUGUGAGACAGGGUGCUGGCUAUCACUACCCCACAAUGGCUGCCACAGGGACUGGGUCCAUCACAGGACUCCGGAAGGAGGCCAAACCAAGCAUCACCCUACAACUGCAGCAGCUGCCUCUUAACGGGAGCUUUCUGCAGGCUCUUUGCAUAUAUCCCCAGCACCGAGGAGGCGGAGGAAAUCUGGGCUCAGCUUUGGGGAAGAGCUGCGGUUUGGCUUCCGCGUCCAAAGGGAGGGGACCACUCCCAGCAGAGCUACAGGGAGAUGGUUCCAAGCCCAGAGACAGAAAUCUCUGUCUGUGGCCAACCUGAUGGCGCAUGGCUGCGAGACACCUGCCCGGCAGGAGCCUCGCGCUUUGCUAGGCAGCCAGCCAGCAGGGAGCUCUCCAAAGCUCGCUCUCUCAUGUUCUGCUGCACGCAAGAUGCUUUGAGUUUUAUCCCCAGAAGUAGGGUGGCCGCUCCUGUAAAUAAGCAAUGGCAGCAAAAAGGGGAAAAACCCCCACAGGAAACGAAGUACAAUUAUAUACAAUUUAUAAGUGAAACUUUA